Molecule: messenger RNA, 825 nt
Organism: Cryptomeria japonica (Japanese cedar)
Lineage: Eukaryota; Viridiplantae; Streptophyta; Pinopsida; Cupressales; Cupressaceae
Exons: 1
Coding region: 1-825 (274 amino acids)
Source: RefSeq, a predicted model, not a curated record
AUGGAGGGUAUUAGAGUGUGGAGGUGGAAACAAUUUGAUAACCUGGGACUUCCAACCCAUGAAGUAAAGGAACUAGUAAAAGCACUGCAGCAUAGGAAAAUCACCUUGGGUAAGGAGGAGGAUGGAGUAAUCUGGGCAGGGACUAAGAGUGGCAGGUAUAGCACAAAAGAGGGCUACAACACUCUUAGUGAGCAAGGCCAUACUACUGCUAAGGACAUCCUAUUAAAAAUAUGCUGGGACAAGAGAUGCCUCCCCAAAGCAGGGCUAUAUGCCUGGUUGGCAUUACAUAACAAACUUUUAACUACAGACUUAUUCAGAAAAAUGGGUUAUGAAGGCCCAAGCAAAUGUUCGUUAUGUGAGAAGGUCGAGGAAUCAAUCAACCAUCUUUUACUAACCUGUGAAUACUCAUAUAACUGCUGGAGCUGGCUUAGGAAACAAUUGAAUUGGUAUUCACCCAUCCCAGACUCAGUCAUAGCCAUGUUUCAGGCAUGGCCCAUCAUGAACAAAGGGUACAUUUAUGAGGGACUGUGGGUUGCAGCUCCCUCAAUGCUUGUUUGGGAGCUUUGGAAAGAAAGAAAUAGGAGAAUAUUCAGAGAGGACAAAUUGGAGUGGCAACAACUCACAAAUAAGAUUGAGGCGGCCAUCAUAGAGUUAAUUAAUAGUCACUAUAUGAAAAACCAUAAAAAUCUGGAAAUGUCACAAUGGGAUGAUAAAAUGAGAUUAAAAUGGAUUGGCUUAAAGAUUCCUCUAUUUGUUGGGGAUGGUUUGGUUAGCGCCAUUCACAAACGCAGAGACUGCAAGUGGAUGCCCCCAGAGGAGGGCUAG